CGGCGGCGGCGGCGGCGGCGCUUCCCCGGCGCGCGGAGCGGCUUUAAAAGGCGGCACCCCGCCCCCCCGGCGCACUCACCGCUCGGGCGCCCGCCGCGGAGCCUGCCUGCCGCUGCCAUGCCUCCGCGCGCGCCGCCUGCGCCCGGGCCCCGCGCCGCCGCCGCCGCCGAGGACGCGGGGGACGCCGACCGGCCCGCGCCCCGGCCGCUGGCGCUGCGCCCCUGGAAGUGGCUGCUGCUGCUGGCGCUGCCCGCCGCCUGCUCCGCGCCGCCGCCGCCGCGCCCCGUCUACACCAACCACUGGGCAGUGCAAGUGCUGGGCGGCCCGGCGCAGGCGGACCGCGUGGCCCAGGCGCACGGCUACCUCAACUUGGGCCAGAUCGGAAACCUGGAAAACUACUACCACUUUUAUCACAGCAAGACCUUCAAGAGGUCGACCUUCAGUAGCAGAGGCCCUCACACCUUCCUCCGAAUGGACCCCCAGGUGAAAUGGCUCCAGCAACAGGAAGUCAAACGCAGGGUGAAGAGGCUGGUGCGCAGUGAUCCCCAGGCCCUUUACUUCAACGACCCCAUUUGGCCCAGCAUGUGGUACCUGCACUGCGGGGACAAGCACAGCCGCUGCCGCUCGGAGAUGAACGUGCAGGCGGCAUGGAAGAGAGGCUACACGGGGAAGAACGUGGUGGUCACCAUCUUGGAUGACGGCAUCGAGAGGAACCACCCGGACCUGGCCCCCAAUUACGAUUCCUACGCAAGUUACGACGUCAAUGGAAAUGAUUAUGACCCAUCGCCACGCUACGAUGCCAGCAACGAAAACAAGCAUGGCACGCGCUGCGCAGGCGAAGUGGCGGCCUCCGCCAACAACUCCUACUGCAUCGUGGGCAUCGCGUACAACGCGAAGAUCGGAGGCAUCCGCAUGCUGGACGGGGACGUGACCGACGUGGUGGAGGCCAAGUCGCUGGGCGUCCGGCCCAACUACAUCGACAUUUACAGCGCGAGCUGGGGGCCCGACGACGACGGGAAGACGGUGGACGGCCCGGGCCGGCUGGCCAAGCAGGCCUUCGAGUACGGCAUUAAAAAGGGCCGGCAGGGCUUGGGCUCCAUCUUCGUCUGGGCCUCGGGGAACGGCGGGCGAGAGGGGGACCACUGCUCCUGCGACGGCUACACCAACAGCAUCUACACCAUCUCCGUGAGCAGUACCACGGAGAACGGCUACAAGCCCUGGUACCUGGAGGAGUGCCCGUCCACGCUGGCCACCACCUACAGCAGCGGCGCCUUCUACGAGCGGAAGAUCGUCACCACGGACCUGCGUCAGCGCUGCACGGACGGGCACACGGGCACCUCGGUCUCGGCCCCCAUGGUGGCGGGGAUCAUCGCCCUGGCGUUAGAAGCAAACAGCCAGCUCACCUGGCGCGAUGUGCAGCAUCUGCUGGUGAAGACUUCCCGGCCGGCCCACCUGAAGGCGAAUGACUGGAAGGUCAACGGGGCCGGCCACAAAGUCAGCCAUCUGUACGGGUUCGGCCUGGUGGACGCGGAAGCCCUGGUCCUGCAGGCGAAGAAGUGGACGGCGGUGCCCUCGCAGCACACCUGCAUCGCCUUCACCGACAAGAGGCCCAGGAGCAUCCCCGUGGUGCAGACGCUGCGGACCACGGCCCUGACCACCGCCUGCGCCGACCACUCCGACCAGCGGGUGGGCUACCUGGAGCACGUGGUGGCCCGCAUCUCCAUCUCGCACCCGCGCCGCGGGGACCUGCAGAUCCACCUCAUCUCCCCCUCGGGGACCAAGUCCCAGCUGUUGGCGAAGAGGCUGCUGGACCAUUCCAACGAAGGGUUUUCCAACUGGGAGUUCAUGACGGUGCACAGCUGGGGAGAGAAGGCCGAGGGGGAGUGGACGCUGGAGAUCCAGGACAUGCCGUCGCAGGUCCGCAACCCGGGGAGGCAAGGGAAGCUGAAGGAGUGGAGCCUCGUCCUGUACGGCACGGCCGAGCACCCCUACCACACCUUCAGCGCGCACCAGGCCCGCGCCCGCGUGCUGGAGCUGUCCACGCCCGCGCAGGAGCCGCCCAAGGCCGCCCGGCCGCCCGCCCCGGCCGAGGGCCCGGAGGACGAGGAGGACUACACAGCUCGGUCCUCCCAGGGCCCUCCUAGCGUUUCUCAGACCAGCAUGUGCCACCCGGAGUGUGGGGACCAGGGCUGUGACGGCCCCGGCGCGGAUCAGUGCCUCAACUGUGUGCACUUCAGCCUGGGCAACGCCAAGACCGGCAGGAAGUGCGUGAGCGAGUGCCCCCUGGGCUACUUCGGGGACGCGGCCGCCAGACGCUGCCGCCGGUGCCACAGGGGCUGCGAGACCUGCUCGGGCCGGAGCCCCACCCAGUGCCUGUCCUGCCGCCGCGGCUUCUUCCACCACCAGGAGACGAGCACCUGCGUGAACCCCUGCCCCGCCGGGUUCUACGCGUCGGACAGCCAGAGAAAAUGCCUGAAGUGCCACCCCAGCUGUCAGAAGUGCGUUGACGACCCCGAGAAAUGCACCGUCUGCAAGGAGGGGUUCAGCCUCGCUCGGGGCAGCUGCAUUCCCGACUGCGAGCCGGGGACCUACUUCGACUCGGAGCUGGUCCGAUGCGGGCAGUGCCACCCCACCUGCAAGACCUGCGUGGGCCCCAGCAGGGAGGAAUGCAUCCACUGCGCCAGCAACCUCCACUUCCAGGACUGGAAGUGUGUGCCCGCCUGCGGCGAGGGCUUCUACCCCGAGGCCAUGCCCGGGCUGCCGCACCGAGUCUGCCGGAGGUGCGACGAGAACUGCCUGAGCUGCGAGGGCUCCAGCCGGAACUGCAGCCGCUGCAAAGCGGGCCUCACGCAGCUGGGCGCCUCGUGCGUCGCCAACCACACCUGCAGCAACGCGGACGAGACCUUCUGCGAGAUGGUGAAGUCCCAGCGGCUGUGUGAGCGCAAGCUCUUCAUUCAGUUCUGCUGCCGCACGUGCCUGCGGGCCGGGUAGGGGCGGGCCGGCCGCUCCAGUCCGUCCGUCCGUCCGUCCGUCCGUCCGACCGCCCGUCUGCAGACUGAGGGCCAGAGCCCGUUUCCGGGGCGGCGCCCGCCUCUGACAGCUUCACCUCCCGCGGGGCCAGGGCCUGCAGGGCGCGCUGCCGGCCUGGAGGGUGGCGGCCCCCAGGGGUGUCCCUACGGCAACGUCCCUCCAACUCUGCCCGCCGGCCGCCUCCCUCGGGGACCCCGAUGGGCACCCCGGGCUCUGCCUGGGACCCCCCACGUUUACUGAAUCUUCAGACCAAAGCGAACGGCACGCACGUGGCCUCCCCGUCGCUUCUCACCGGGCUUCGAGCAUCUCCAAGGUCAACCUCAGCCGGCCGCCGUGGAGGCCGGUUUGGGGGCGUGAACUCGGGGCCCUGGGGCGGGUGGGGGGGUCUAUUUCUGCAACGUCCGUGGCUUUUGAAAUGGCCGCGACGCCCCAGAAAGUCAGCCCACAGCCCCGAGGGGAAGGGGCUGCCCGUCCCGGGUCUCGGGGUCCCCCGGCCCCAAUGCCCGCCACCCCCCCCCCUUUCCCAACGCAGAGUCUUCCGAGCAGGGUCCCCGGUAGCGAGCCCGCGGGGCCAGCGGGAGCUCCUGCUGCCAAACCUGUGUGGGGCCGGCGGUCGUCAGCUGCCUGUUCCGGUUCUCCCCGAGGGGCGUCCUGUACGCAGGGGGCGCCUCUGUUUCCCAGGAAAUGCACAGAUCGGCUCCCGGGACGGGAGUAACCUUUGCCUUAAACUCUCUCUCGAGCUUGGGCGUCCCCGUUGUGUCCAGCUCCCCCCUCGGACCAUCCCGCAGCCCACGUGUCCCUGGGAGCUGGGCCCCCCGCAGGGGUGGAUCGAACCCAUGACGGCGAGGAAGACGCCCUCAGAGCAAAUGCAGUGCUGACCCUAAGUUAAUAAAGAAGUUAACAGCCCCCUG
This is a messenger RNA of Myotis myotis, 3941 nucleotides long. It is a transcript of the gene PCSK6, whose product is annotated as proprotein convertase subtilisin/kexin type 6. Lineage: Eukaryota; Metazoa; Chordata; Mammalia; Chiroptera; Vespertilionidae. Gene Ontology annotation, cellular component: cell surface; membrane. Bases 118 to 2991 code for a protein of 957 amino acids. The record is from RefSeq and is a predicted model, not a curated record. Gene Ontology annotation, molecular function: serine-type endopeptidase activity. Gene Ontology annotation, biological process: peptide hormone processing. The transcript has 22 exons.